Osmia bicornis bicornis is the source of this 2113-nucleotide messenger RNA. RefSeq names its product aromatic-L-amino-acid decarboxylase-like. The transcript is spliced from 9 exons. Gene Ontology annotation, biological process: catecholamine metabolic process; amino acid metabolic process. The record is from RefSeq and is a predicted model, not a curated record. Gene Ontology annotation, molecular function: pyridoxal phosphate binding; aromatic-L-amino-acid decarboxylase activity. The coding region runs from base 187 to 1725 and encodes 512 amino acids. Lineage: Eukaryota; Metazoa; Arthropoda; Insecta; Hymenoptera; Megachilidae.
GUGAUUGUUCUAUUGCUUUUUUUUCCACUUAAUUUUAAAUAACAGUAGAACAGUUGAGUGAAAUUAGUUAAAAUUUUCAAGGAAUAUUAACACCUUGACCAUCACUAGGAUAUAAGUGACUAAUGCUUUAAAUUCAAGGAUUAAUUAAAAAUAAAAUAGUAUAUUAUUCGGAAAUUCUGAUCGGUAAUGGACACGAAAGAGUUUGUUGAUUUUGGCAAAGCGGCCAUCGAUUUCGUGGCUAAUUAUACGGAUAACUUGAGAAACAAGAAUGUCCUUCCGGAUGUUGAACCUGGAUAUCUUAGUGAAUUGUUGCCGGAAGAAGCGCCACAGAAAGCGGAAACCUGGCAGCAAGUGCUUAAAGAUGUCGAACAGUAUAUUAUCCCAGGGGUAACACAUUGGAAUUCACCGCAUUUUCAUGCAUUUUAUCCGACAGCAAAUUCUUAUCCGGCUCUUGUGGGUGAAAUUUUGAGCAGUGGUAUCGGUUGUAUUGGAUUUUCAUGGCUUGCUUCACCCGCCUGCACAGAGCUCGAAGUUAUUACGAUGAACUGGCUCGGAAAAUUAAUAGGAUUACCGAAGGAGUUUCUAAACUGUAGCGAAGGUCCAGGAGGUGGUGUUAUACAGGGAUCAGCAAGUGAGACUACGUUGGUGUGUUUAUUAGCAGCUAUAGAACAAACCACACGUCAGAUAAAACAUCUUCAUUCAGACUGGGAUGAUGCUUAUAUCAGGUCGAAAUUGGUUACAUAUACGUCUGAUCAAUCAAAUUCCUCCGUAGAAAAAGCAGGAAUUUUAGCCUCGGUUGCUAUGAAACUUUUACCAGCCGACGAGAAAUGUGUUUUUCGAGGUGAAACGUUAUUGAAAGCGAUCAAGGAGGACUUGGUGAAAGGUUUGAUACCAUGCUGUGUUAUAGCUACUUUGGGUACCACUGGCACGUGUGCCUUCGAUAAACUUGAAGAAUUGGGACCCAUUUGUAAAGAGUACAAUGUUUGGUUGCACGUCGAUGCUGCAUAUGCAGGUGCUGCUUUCGUUUGUCCCGAAUAUCGGUAUUUAAUGACUGGAGUUGAAUACGCUGACUCUUUCAAUAUUAAUCCACACAAAUGGUUACUCGUGAAUUUCGAUUGUUCUGCAUUAUGGGUUAAAGAUUCUAGGAGACUCAUUGAAGCUUUCAGUGUAGAUAGGAUUUAUUUGGCACACGAUAAAGAAGGACUUGCUCCAGAUUAUAGGAAUUGGCAAAUUCCGUUGGGACGACGUUUUCGUUCUUUGAAACUUUGGUUUGUCUUGCGUCUAUAUGGAGUGGACGGUUUACAGGAACACAUAAGGCGUACCAUAAAAUUUGCUCAAAGAUUUGAAGAAUAUGUUAAAUCGGACAGCAGGUUCGAAUUAGUGAUAGGUAGAUCCAUGGGUUUAAUUUGCUUCAGAAUGAAGGGUGACAAUCAGUUAACUAAAGAACUUCUCACCCGUUUAACAGCCGAAAAGAAGAUUUAUGUGGUUGCUGCAACUUUUCGCGAAAAAUUGGUUGUUCGAUUCGUAAUUUGCAGUCGUUUAACUCGAGAAGAUGAUGUUAUAUUUGCUUGGAAUGAAAUUACAAAACAAGCGACAGAAAUCGUGGGACCUAAGACACCUUGUUUGGAAGAAAAAGCACAUAAAUCAUUCGCAAAAUCUUCGGCUGAUUUAGCGACGAGGAUAGAAAGUUUAAAUCUCGAGUCAAAAACGCAAACAAUAUCGUAGAAUAAGUUUAACGCUAUGGAGCAAAAGUAGGAAAAUUGUAUUUAAUUUUCUAAAAUUUCUAACUCGAUUUCAAAGUUUCAAGUAUCUGUUAGAGCUUUCAGUCUUCGCAGGAUGGUGUUUAGUUUUAAGAAAAUAAGAUUUUAAUGCAAAACUUCGUUCAUUCGUUUAUAGUUAACGAGAAAAAUAGUUGAAAUUGGAUGUUCAGUUUAUGAGAGUAAAAUAUUGAAAAUAUCUGUAAUAACUAUUCGAAUCUAAAGUAGCAUGUGAGUUGUAUGAUGAAGGUAAAUAAUUGCAAAGUUCUUUGCCGGAAAAAAUGAAACUUUGUGGUUUAAUUUAAGCGUAAUCAUUGUAAUGAUAUUUUUGCUGGCAUAAAUAUUUAUAGCUCGUA